Molecule: messenger RNA, 507 nt
Organism: Peniophora sp. CBMAI 1063
Lineage: Eukaryota; Fungi; Basidiomycota; Agaricomycetes; Russulales; Peniophoraceae
Source: the annotation of a GenBank genome assembly
AUGGUCAUGCAACUCCGCAAAGUCACCUGCCACCCCUACCUCUUCGAUGGCACCGAGCCCGGUCCGCCGUACACCACCGACGAGUACCUGGUCGAGAACGCCGGCAAGAUGGUUGUCCUCGACAAGCUCCUGCGCAGGAUGAAGGAGAGGGGCUCGCGCGUGCUCAUCUUCAGCCAGAUGAGCCGUAUGCUCGAUAUUCUAGAGGACUGUUGCUUGUUCCGCGAGUACAAGUACUCCGGAUCGACGGUGCCGGAUAGCGAGAAGUUCAUCUUCCUGCUCACGACGCGUGCUGGUGGUCUGGGUGUCAACCCUACAACGGCCGACAUUGUCGUACUGUACGACAGCGACUGGAAUCCUCAGGAGGAUGUGCAGGUCAUGGACCACGCUCACCGUAUCGUGUUGGAGCGUGCCGCGCAGAAGUUACGUCUCGACCAGCCGGUCAUCCAGCAAGGUCGCCAGACGGCUCAAAAGCAGGCGAACGAGGAGGAGCUGAACUCGCCCGACUAG